Messenger RNA from Saccoglossus kowalevskii, 2602 nucleotides. Its product is annotated as glutamate receptor ionotropic, kainate 3-like. Gene Ontology annotation, molecular function: signaling receptor activity; ligand-gated monoatomic ion channel activity. The record is from RefSeq and is a predicted model, not a curated record. Lineage: Eukaryota; Metazoa; Hemichordata; Enteropneusta; Harrimaniidae. Gene Ontology annotation, biological process: monoatomic ion transport. Gene Ontology annotation, cellular component: membrane.
AUGGCGUGUUCUGUUCUUACAGAAGGCGUGAUAUAUUGCAAUAGGAAUGCGACGCUAGUGAAACGAUCUGUCAGUCAAGCAUUGGAGUACAUAAACAACGAUACAUCAAUUAUUCCGAAUGUUCGGUUACUGGGAAUACAGAAGUUUUUUGAUUCAUAUCCACUUACAGCCCGUGCAGAAAGUGCUUGUGAUUUAAUUUCCGAUGGAGUAUCUGCUAUUAUAGUCAGCGAUACUUGUAGAUCCAGUCUCGACGACAUUUUUUAUAUUACUAAUCAAAUGGGCAUUCCCACCAUCAUGGCGGAUCAUAAUUUUAUCGAAGAUAUCUCGACGCCGUUCACAAUCAGCAUGUUUCCAAGCAAACAAGUGUUCACAAAAGCACUCAUGGAUCUCCUGCUUUACUAUAAAUGGAAAGACUUUGUGAUAUUAUAUGAUGAUAUUUUAGGAUUUGGUGAUUUGGAAUAUUUUUUUAUGGAGUCAGGGGACGAGAACUGGAAUAUUAAAGUGAAGAAAGUGUCCAUGUAUUCUAGCCCAGACGCUAUCAUGAAGGUGCUUGUGGAUGUGCGAACGUUGGGACUGAGAAACUUCGUAGUGCACUGUCACCACAGUAUGAUCACAAGAGUACUUAUUCCUGCAAUGCGAUUAGCAAUGGUAAAUAUCCGAUACAGCUGGGUAUUCACGGACCUGCAAGCAUCUUACGUCGAUAUCGAAGAGUACCAGUACAGUCAGGUAAACUUGACGAUGUUUGCGCUUGGCAAAUCGUCUUACAAGGGUCCGUCACCGUAUAACUUACCAGAAGAGUGGUAUGAAGUACUUAAUAAGGAGAAUCGUUUACAAGAGAUGUUUACCUACGAUGCCAUCUAUGCCUUAGGGCAUGCCCUCGAUUCGAUGGCAUUAGAUGGACGUACCAUACGAACAGAAACCAAGAUGUGUGCCGAUAAAGAGAUAGAGGUGGUCGAAAACGGAGCCAGAAUCGUCGAAUACAUGAAAGAGGUUCGCUUUAAUGGAAUCACGGGAUUGGUGGAUUUUAGUGAACGUGGGACACGUGAUGAUAUAAAUAUGACCAUACUCGGAUUGAACGAUAAAGGGAUGAGAUCGAUGGGUGUUUGGACUAAGGAUACAAAUCCCCUCCGUCUUACGGCAACUCGUAACAAUGGUACAUUUAUUUUUGGCGUGCGCCCUCUUAGAGUCACUACAAUUCGCGAACCAUUUGUGAUGUUGAAACAGGGAUAUGAGGAGAAGGGUUACCGCGGCAACGACCGAUUUGAAGGAUAUUGUAUCGAUAUGCUCGAAGAGCUUUCAAGGUUAUUGCAUUUCAACUACGAGGUAGAAUUGGUACCCGACGGAAAGUUCGGGUCGAUGGAAGCCAACGGCGAAUGGAAUGGACUGGUGAGAGAUUUACAGGAUAAUAAGGCCGACCUAGCCGUGGCAUCCCUUACCAUCAGCUCAGAAAGGGAAGAAGUGAUUGACUUCACCAAGCCGUACAUGACGCUCGGAAUUAGCAUACUGAUUCGAAAACCAGACGAAGCUAAACCGGGAUAUUUCGCAUUCUUACAGCCACUCCAUAAUGUCGUCUGGGUGUCAGUGCUCAUCACUUUCUUUAUAACAAGUUUUAUACUGUUCUUAUUAAACCGAACCAGUCCAUAUGAAUGGAAACGUCUUGCUGAUCGCGGCCAUGUUUCUAAAUCCGAAGCCGGAAAUCUGGACUUCAUGAACGGGUUGUGGUGGUGUUACGGCAGCUUCAUGCAGCAAGGAGUCGAUUACUCGCCGAGGUCGACAGCUGCUCGUGUCGUUGGGGGUUCAUGGUGGCUUUUCUGUCUUUUUCUUGUAACAUCAUAUACAGCUAACAUGGCGGCAUUUCUAACGAUCACACGUCUCGACACGCCAAUUCAAGGGGCGGAGGAUUUAGCUGGACAAACUAAGGUUAAAUAUGGAACCGUCAUAAACAGCCAACCGCAAACGUUCUUUCAAAAUUCUAAAAACUAUUUGUACCAAAGGAUGUGGUCUUACAUGGACAACACCCCGGGAGCCAUGGCCAAUAGCACAGAUGACGCUGUACGUAAAGUACGAACUGAAAACCACGCGUUGCUAUGGGAUUCCACUGUUAAUGAAUAUUUAGUUCAAAAAAAGCCAUGUGACUUGAUGACUGUCGGGACAACCUUUGAUCUCAAAGGAUAUGGCAUUGGACUGCCGAUGGGGGCGCCGUAUCGAGAUGAUUUCACAAUUGCGUUACUAAAAAUGAGAGAAAGGGGUUUCUUAGAAGCCAUACAAAGAAAAUGGUGGACGGAAAGAGGGGAGUGUCCUAAAACCGAGAUUUUGGGGACGAGCGAUAUUCCAACGCAGCUAGGUUUCGAUCAGUUUGCCGGGGUCUUCUGUGUCGUGGGUGCCGGUGCGGGCAUGGGAUUGAUAACUGCAUUAAUCGAGAAUUUUGUGCAUGUGAGACAUAAACAAAUACGGAAGCGGAAACGGAAGAAGUCACAGUGCGAUAGACAUUGCAGAAUGUGUCGUCGGAAUGACUCUAUGUCCCUUCCUUGCCGGAACUCGUCCAGUGAAAGAAUCAUAUUAUCGUACUCGCCCAAGGUCUAAUCAGCUGUUUAUUAUAUUC